CUCACGAAGCUGUCCUGACUCGGAGGUGUUUGGCUUACCGACUCGAAUCCGAGAUACUCCCGCAGUUCCGCAGGGCUAUCCGCUUGCCUUCCGCGGUUUCUUACCUUGGAAACUUGGAUCUAUCGAUUGUUGGCCGAUGUUGUGAUUUAUGGCAUACGGAGUAUGUACUGUUGUCAUACUGGGUGACUAGAUCCAGGGUUGUAUAUAAGUUGGUAAUGCUCCCUCUUUUGCCUUGACUUUCUUAGCUACAAUCUACAAUCUACACUCAAAUAUCGUCAUACCAAACCCAAUUUCUGAAGAUCAUCAACAUGACCAACUACCCCCGAAUCCUCGUCCUCGACAUCGGCCUCUCAGCUGAACCACCCCUCCUCAAAGCAGGCCAAGUCCUCGAGCUCAACCCAAACGACAACACCAAGCAACUACGAGUCCUAGUCCCAAGCCAAGUCCUCCCAGAUGGCAUCGCCGUCGACUCUGCCAGCCAGCGCAUGUUCUGGACCUGCAUGGGAUUUCCCGGCAAGUGGGAUGGAGCGGUCUACUCGUCCGCUCUGGACGGCACUGAUGUCCGGACCCUCGUGGCACCAGGGAAAGUGAACACGCCAAAGCAGUUGACCCUGGACGAGACCGCGAAGAAGGUCUACUUCUGUGAUCGUGAGGGUCUGGGUGUGUACCGGUGUAACUUUGACGGAUCGGAACUCGAGGCAUUGAUUCUGAACGGUGAACCCACGACACCACCGGAUGAGUCUGCGUGGUGCGUUGGAAUCACCGUUGCGCCCUCGCUGGGCAAGUUCUUCUGGACGCAAAAGGGAUACUCGAAAUCCGGAAAAGGACGCAUCUUCUCCGCCAACAUCGAUACGCCUGCUGGCCAGUCAGCAACUUCGCGUGAUGAUAUCCAAGUCGUUCUGCCAGGCUUGCCGGAACCCAUCGAUAUCGAAAUCGACGAAACCUCUAACACGCUAUACUGGACUGAUCGUGGCGAAAUACCGUUUGGAAACUCGCUGAACCGGGCUCGGUUGGAUGAGUCUGUCAUGCCAAAGACUAUCAUGACUGCUUCUGCUUCGUUUACUGCGGAGGUGCAGGAGAGGAAGUAUGAGAUUCUGACGAGAAAUUUGAAUGAGGCUAUUGGGUUGGAGUUGGAUGUUGAGCGGGGGCAUGUUUAUUUGACGGAUCUUGGGGGUAGUGUUUAUCGGUGUGAUUUGGAGGGGAAGAGUAAGGAGAGGUUGUAUCAUGAGGAUUCGAGGGCAUUUACUGGGAUUGCUCUUCUGUGAUAUACGUCUAGAGGUUCUUAAUUAGAAUAAAUAGACUUCUUUC
This is a messenger RNA of Aspergillus glaucus CBS 516.65, 1308 nucleotides long. RefSeq lists its product as uncharacterized. NCBI's taxonomy places the organism in Eukaryota, Fungi, Ascomycota, Eurotiomycetes, Eurotiales, Aspergillaceae. Bases 309 to 1265 code for a protein of 318 amino acids. The record is from RefSeq and is a predicted model, not a curated record. The transcript has 2 exons.